This is a messenger RNA of Rotaria socialis, 1056 nucleotides long. The record is from the annotation of a GenBank genome assembly. Lineage: Eukaryota; Metazoa; Rotifera; Eurotatoria; Philodinida; Philodinidae.
AUGAUGGCAAACGAACGUGUACGAAUUGGAAAUGUGCAAGUAGCUAAAAUUCUUUUUGAUUUUGUUAAUGAAGAAGUCCUACCAGAUAUGAAUAUUGAUUCUGAUACAUUCUGGUCCGGUGCUGAAUUGAUAAUUGCUGAAUUAUCACCACAUCGCAUGCAUGAAGGAAAAUGCACAGAUAUUACUACAUAUAAAACAUUUUUAUAUGAUAUUGGCUACUUAUUACCGCAAACCAAUGAUGAAAAUUUUCAAAUUAACACUAUAAAUGUCGACAAUGAAAUUUCUGUUCAAGUUGCACCACAACUUGUUGUUCCAUUAGUGGAUGCUCGACGGUGUUCACUACAUGAUGCUUUAUAUAGUACGGAUGCUAUCUCAGACUGUGACAGUUGUGAAAGAACAAAUGAGAAUAAUCAAAAACGAGGUGAAAAAGUUAUUUCUUUUACUCGAAAAUUUCUCGAUCAAUCUAUUCCAUUGACUAGUAAUUUCUCGCAUACUGAUGCUAUACAAUAUAGUAUUGUAAAUGGUGAAGUUAAAGUAAGAAAUUUAUUUAGACAGAUAGGAAAUCAAAUAAUUUCCUGUGAUAAAGGUGUACCUCAUGCCAUUGUUUUUGUACAUCAUGAUCUUCAUAUUGAAAUUCAAAUUGAUCGCAAGAACUGUCGUAAUGAUAUUGCAGGAAUAAAAGGCGUUAUUAUUGAGUCAGCAUUAACAACUAUCGUUGAUUGUGAAGAUUCAAUUGCAGUAGUUGAUGUUUAUGAUAAAAUUCAAUUAAAUAGAAAUUGGCUUAGCUUAAUGAAAGAUAAUGAGCUACGAUUAUCUAGUCGAUCUCUUCUUUUCGUUCGUCAUGUUGGCCAUCUAUUAUUUACUGAUGCUAUUUUAAAUAAUGAUAAUCAGGAAAUUCCUGAAGGUAUUCUCGAUGCUCUUAUCACAACUUUAAUUGCUGUACAUAAUCUGAAUGAUAGAACAAAAGACAAUAUUAAAAAUAGCCAUAAGGGUUCAAUUUAUAUUGUAAAACCAAAACAACAUGGUCCAGGUCGCUUUUACUUUGCAUCUAUGUGA